UGCUCUAUGGAAGCUGGGCUGGCUGUGGUGUCGGACGAAAUUUUUAUCGAUGUUGAAAUAAUUUUGCUAAAUUCAUUCAAAUUACAGUACCCAUUCUGUAAAAGUUAAAAGAAAAUCAUAAUGAUUCUAGAUAUAGCUCAAUUCGUACACUUUACUUGCAGCAAUUUCAGCAUUUCGUUGUAAUUUGUCAAUGUUGACAGAAUUAACAUCAUCAAGAUGUCGAAGCGCACCGCAGAAGAAAGCGGCAAUGGAAGUAACCAGCCCCCGAUCAAGAAGGUUCACUUCGAACCCCACCUUAUUGGUCCCGUAUCGACCCUGGAGGAGAUGGACAUAAAAGUCCUUCAAUUCCAGAACAAAAAAUUAGCCCAGAGAAUAGAGCAACGUCAUAGAUGUGAAGCUGAAUUGAGAGCAAGAAUUGAACAGUUGGAGAAGCGUCAGACACAAGACGACGCUGUCCUGUGUGUUGUCAACAGAUACUGGAAUCUCUUAAAUGAGGACAUCAGGGUGUUACUGCAACGAUUUGACGCAGAAACAGCUGAUGAAUCAGAAAACAAAAAUGAGAAUGAGGCCACCACUUCAUUCUUAAUGCAACUAUCCACUUGGGAUAAGGAGGAGUUAGAUGCACAGCUUGCCAACAGAGUGCAAGUCAGUAAGAGAGCUGUUGCCAAAGUUUUGCAAGCUUUUGACCGACUGCAGCAGAGGAAUGACAAAAUAUGGAGAGCGAUAAAGGGAGAGGGAGAUGAGGCUGCUCCAGCGCCAUCAUUGGAAGACACAAUACGUGCGACAAAUGAGGAAGUCACCGCAGAGAAUAGGCGUCUACAAGCUCUGUCCACGACACUGCACGAGAGCCACCACGCCAUGACGCUCCGUGUUGCACAACUACAAGAUGCCGUCAACAGCAGAGACACGGAGAAUGCAGAGCUUAAAAAUCAGAUUGAUGAUUUACAGUAUGAAUUAAUGAAGAUUCGUUCUCGCAAUGAUAAGUUAGAGAACCACCUCGCAGAAGCAAUUGAGAAGUUGAAGAGCUACCAUCAGUCUGGUACAACUACCGUCACAACUACUACUCUGCCGGCCGCUGCCAGUGCCAAGUUGGAGGAUGUAGCAGCAGAGUUGGAGGAGCAGAGAGAACUCGCUAACAACCGCCUGGCCGAGCUGGACCGAUUGCACCGACAACAUCGUGAUACUCUUAAAGACCUGGAGAAGCUAAAAAUGGAUAUUCGUCAGCUGCCUGAAUCGGUUAUUGUUGAAACAACAGAGUACAAAUGUCUUCAAAGUCAGUUCUCGGUAUUAUACAAUGAGUCCAUGCAGAUGAAGACCGCAUUAGACGAGACGCGUCUGCAGUUACAGAACGCUAAGAACCUACACAUGAGGCAGAUUGAAAUGAUGGAGAGCGAGGAAUUAUCUAGACAGAAAGCGUUGAGGGCGGAGAUGAUACAGCUAGAAGACGUUCUAGGUCAGCUACGGAAAGAGUAUGAGAUGCUCCGUAUUGAGUUUGAACAGAACCUCGCUGCUAAUGAGCAGACUGGCCCCAUCAACCGAGAGAUGAGACAUUUGAUCACAUCGCUACAGAACCACAAUCAACAGCUGAAGGGAGAGGUGCAUAGGUACAAGAGAAAAUAUAAGGAUUCAAGCCAGGAGUUAAAUAAGAUUCGCAAGGAGUUAGACGAGGCGACGGCUCGCGGCGGCGGCGCGACGACCGAGCAGCCUGAUGAGAAACCGCUCAUUGUCAAGAAGGAGGAACCUGACCCAGAGCAAAAAUGGACCAGUGAAGAGUCAGCUGGCCAUCAAGUCCCCGAAGAAGCAAGCUGUGCGAAUACAGAUCUCAAACCCAUACCGAAAGAGCACAGCCGCGCCAAGCUGCAAGAACAGGAUAUACUCAUCAAAGACUUGAAACAACAACUCAAGAAGGCUGUGAACGAGCAGAAGGAGCUUAAACUGCUGUUGGACAUGUACAAGGGGGUGUCGAAGGAGCAACGAGACAAGGUGCAGCUUAUGGCCGCUGAGCGCAAGGCCAGGCAGGAGUUGGAUGAUCAUAGACAGAAGGCGAAGAUGGCACAGGAGAGUAAGCGAGAGCGGCGGCUGGCGGACGAGGACGCGCUGCGGAAGAUCAAACAGCUGGAGGAGCAGAAAUACGAGCUGCAGAAGCAGCUGUCGUGCGCGCGGCCCGCGGACACCAUACACGCCUUCACGCGACCCUUCGCCGGCUCGCAGGUGACAACCACUGAAGAGGAAGCGCUACUAAACGAGAUGGAGGUGACGGGCCAGGCGUUCGAGGACAUGCAGGAGCAGAACUCGCGGCUGAUCCAGCAGCUGCGGGAGAAGGACGACGCCAACUUCAAGCUCAUGUCGGAGCGGAUCAAGGCCAACUCGUUGCACAAACUGCUGCGGGAGGAGAAGCAGCUGUUGCAGGAGCAGGUGGUAACGCGGGACCAGCAGAUCGAGUCCAUGGGUGCUGUGGCGCGGCGGCUGGAGGAGAAGGAGCGUCUACUGCAGGCGACGUUGUCCGCCGUGGAGAAGGAGCUGCUGCUGCGGCAACAGGCCAUGGAGAUGCACAAACGGAAAGCCAUAGAGUCCGCACAGUCCGCGGCUGAUCUCAAACUGCAUCUGGAGAAGUACCACGCGCAAAUGAAGGAGGCUCAACAAGUGGUAGCGGAGAAGACGAGCGCGCUCGAGGCCGAAGCUUAUAAGACGAAACGGCUACAUGAGGAGCUGGCAGUGCUGCGGCGCAAGGCGGAGCGUAUGAAGAAGAUGGAGCAGGCGGGCAGCAGCAUGGACGAGGUGCUGCUGGAGGAGAUACGGGAGUACAAGGAGACCCUCACAUGCCCCUCCUGCAAGGUUAAACGCAAAGACGCAGUGCUCACGAAAUGUUUCCAUGUGUUCUGCUGGGACUGUCUCCGCACGAGGUAUGAGACGAGACAGCGCAAGUGCCCCAAGUGCAACGCCGCGUUUGGGGCCAACGAUUACCACCGACUGUAUCUGUCUACUUAAAUCCGAACGAGACGUUGUUACAUACGGUCAUACAGAACAUACGGUCUACUCUACCGAACGAACAAGAGAAACGGUCUACGCUUUCGAAAGACCGACGGUCUGCUCUACCGAAAGAAAAAGAGCUUUGGAAAGACCGAAAUCUGCCGAAAAGACCACACGAAGACACGGUCUUGAAACUACGAUCCAUUUCCAUAGAGUGUCUAUUACAGUCUACUCCACUGGAAGGUACAGUCUCUUGACCGUGGAUAGAAAAAUUGCAAUUCUAUAUUAUCUAUCUCCGCUAUAGACUCGUCUACUCGUGGAAGAUUGUAACACAUGGUUUAUUACAAACUACAACUGAUUAACCUGGGUCUGUAGAUUUAGCUGUGAGCUAGAUUCAGUCAAGGAAAGUAAAUGAUAAUUUGCCCACCUUUAGGAUUUACCACUAAAUGUUGAUUUGUACUGUAUAUAAUGUGAAAAUUUGGGUCUAUUUGAAUCCUUUUACUGAGGUCACAUUAAGAACCAUGUUCUAUUGCACUGACUGUCUUCACUUUUUAAUCGAAGAAAAAUGGAGUUUGCCAAAUGACAACUUCUUUCAACUGACCGACAUAAAUUAUGAAUUUAUGUCGGUCAGUUAAAACAUUAGAUAGUUUUGAGAAAAUAUUACUUUUAAGCAACAGUAGCUUUAUAGUAUUAGUUGCAUUUAUUGGAUGGUCGAAAUCUAUGUUGUUUAAAAUCUACGAUUUCAAAAGAUCAGAGUUUUGUACAUAAUAUUAUUGCACUUACAGAGCAUAAUAUUUAUUAGAUAUUAAAGCAUUAUGAACAUUUUGGUAAUGUCUAUAAAAUCACUAAAACAUUAUGUUAAAGCUCCUAAAAUAUGUAAUAAGAUUUCAGAUUUGUAAAAAAAAAACUUAUGCACUGCACUUAAAAAUUCGCAACACAUUAGAAUAUAUUAAUAAGU
Aricia agestis (brown argus) is the source of this 3928-nucleotide messenger RNA. RefSeq names its product E3 ubiquitin-protein ligase Bre1 (gene Bre1). Gene Ontology annotation, molecular function: ubiquitin protein ligase activity; metal ion binding. Gene Ontology annotation, cellular component: HULC complex; nucleus. The coding region runs from base 217 to 2988 and encodes 923 amino acids. Lineage: Eukaryota; Metazoa; Arthropoda; Insecta; Lepidoptera; Lycaenidae. The record is from RefSeq and is a predicted model, not a curated record. The transcript has 18 exons.